Messenger RNA from Aspergillus steynii IBT 23096, 770 nucleotides. It is a transcript of the gene acpA, whose product is annotated as acyl carrier protein. Gene Ontology annotation, molecular function: acyl carrier activity; acyl binding. Gene Ontology annotation, biological process: fatty acid biosynthetic process. NCBI's taxonomy places the organism in Eukaryota, Fungi, Ascomycota, Eurotiomycetes, Eurotiales, Aspergillaceae. Gene Ontology annotation, cellular component: mitochondrion. The record is from RefSeq and is a predicted model, not a curated record. The coding region runs from base 160 to 573 and encodes 137 amino acids. The transcript has 6 exons.
CACCAUCACGUCGUUUCCUCUCUCUCUCUCCUCUUCUCCUCUCUUUCUUCUUGAUCCCCACCUCCAUCUCUCUCCUUCUUCCCCCAUUCCAAUUCUAUCCCCCUCCUCUUGACUCGUGCCUCUGCGCCGUCAAUUUUUAUUUUCUCUCCCACCGCCAUCAUGUUCCGCUCCGCCAUCGUCCGCUCUUUGAGGGCUUCCGUGCCUCGUGCCGUCAGAACCCCGGUUGCUUCUCAGAUCCGUAGCUCCCCCGUCGCUCGCCCGACUCAAUUCGCCCCUCGCUUUGCCUACCAGGGUGUCCGCCUCUACUCCGCCCCUGCCGGUCUCGACAAGACUGAGGUUGAGGGCCGGAUAGUCAACCUCUUGAAGAACUUUGACAAGGUUACCGAUGCCAGCAAGAUCAGCGGCGCCUCUCACUUCUCGAAUGACCUCGGACUGGACAGCUUGGAUACCGUUGAGGUCGUGAUGGCCAUUGAGGAGGAAUUCAGCAUCGAGAUCCCCGACAAGGAGGCCGAUGCCAUCCACAGCGUUGACAAGGCUGUUGAGUACAUCCUUGCUCAGCCCGAUGCCCACUAAAUACGACAUACGUAAUACGAGAGUUCGGAAAUAGGAUGGAGGGCUAGAUAGAAAAAGAAAGGGAUGUUGGCGUAUACUACUCCCAGCGGAGAUCGUCCGGGGAGUCGUUGGCGCUCCGUUGUAUGCUGAUACAUGCCGGUGCUUUUUCACCCUACUAUAUCGUGUAUAUCAUCUCAAUGCAGUGUUUUUCUUUCUUU